AUGGCGGCCUUGCAUACGAUGGAGGUCUUGACGCGGCCUGCGGGGGCUCCAAGGAGCUCACCGAGUGUCAUCUCAGACUCUUCCAUGACAAUGAGCUUCUCACUGCCAGCCUCUUUCCUGCAAGCGCGUGCUGCGCUGUCUACAGCCGCAGUGGCAGGUCCAAAAAGAGCUGGCAAUGGUGUCGAAGAGGUAGGAGACUCGUGGGAAGAGCGCGACUGGGAGUCCGAAGCUUUGCAGACCGUUAAAGCAAAACCAGAACAGCAGGAAUCAGACGACUGGGAGCAGGAGACGACACCGGACCUACCUGACGACUUUCCGAGGCUCAUCGUCAAUCUCACGAGGGUUCAACGCCACCACUUUCCCGUCUCCAAGGAGGACGAGCAAGAGCUGGACAUGAUGGAAGUAUUCCGCAGAGUCAAAGCAACAUUGCACCAGCAUUUCUCCCAAUUGGCGGAGGUGCUGUUUGAACAGAGUAAGCUGGCCAUGAAUUUUACG
This is a messenger RNA of Phytophthora infestans T30-4, 495 nucleotides long. RefSeq lists its product as uncharacterized. The annotation marks the transcript as partial. The transcript has a single exon. The record is from RefSeq and is a predicted model, not a curated record. NCBI's taxonomy places the organism in Eukaryota, Oomycota, Peronosporomycetes, Peronosporales, Peronosporaceae.